GGGGAGGGAAACUACAGUCCCCAGGAUGCUUUGGGUUUGACGCAUGCAUUGACUGCGCAUCGGUGGCGGGGCUGUGGACGGGGAGGCUGGAGAGGUUGCGGUUUAUGUGGAAGUAACGUUAUUUUUAUUUUGUGUCACGUUUAUGUGUGUUCAUGGUGAGGUAGAGUGGUGGGAACGAGCCCUGCACCGGGAUGGAAGACGAUAAAACGUUGAAUAUGAAGGACUUGGUAGACCGGCUGACGUUAGGUGUAACCAGGAUACUGGAAAGUCAACCUGGUGUGACAGAAGUUAGAUUUGUAGAAAAAGAGCCAGCAGAGCGUCAUAUGAUUGUCUCAUGGGAACAGAAGAACUGCUGUUCACUCCCAGAGGAUCUGAGGAACUUUUAUCUAAUGACUGAUGGUUUUUUGAUGACCUGGAGUAUCAAGUUUGAUGGCAGUAACAUGCAAUUGGGAACAAUGGUAAUCAACAGCAUUUCAACACUCUGUCGACUGGGCACAACAUCCUUUUACAGUUUGCCAAAUGCACCCACCUUAGCUGAUCUAGAAAGUGAUACAGAUGAUGAAGAUAAAGAAGAACCUUACAAGAAACCCCGUUUUAAUUCACAGUGUCGAAUUUUUGAGUUGGACUGUUGUAAUGGAAAUGGGAAAGUUUGCCUGGUUUACAAAAACAUCCAAUCAGGAGUUGUAUCUUCUUGUGCUGAAAUCUGGUUCUUGGAUAGAGCACUUUAUUGGCAUUUUUUAACUGAUACAUUCACAGCCUACUAUCGACUUAUGCUCAUUCACUUGGGACUACCCCAGUGGCAGUAUGCAUUAACAAAAUAUGGUAUUAGUCCUCAGGCCAAGCAAUGGUUCAAUAUGUACAAACCUGUUACCUACAAUCCCAAUAUUGUAGCAGAUGACGAUGUGGCUUUCAUUAAUAAGCUGGAUCCUAACCAAGUCUUUAAGAACAAAAGUAAACUUCAGCCCACAAAGAAAAAGUCUUGUGUACAGCUAGCUGGACCUCAGAAGAGUCAGACCAGUGUGGUCACUAACAAGAACGUAUCUCAAAUGGCAAGUACUACAAAAAAAUGAUUCCUUAACUUUUAUGCUGACAUCUGGAGUAAUUCGGAUGCAAUCAUUUUCUUCUGUUUUGUCACGUGAGCUGUUCUGCUUAUGCUGCUGUCACAAAGAGGUAAGAUCAACUAGGUGAAGAUAAAGAAUAUAAUAUUAAUCCGGCUUCCUGCAAGUACAGAAAAGGUGGUGUAUGAAUGUUGUUAACAUGAAUGUACAUCAUGAUGCAAAUGCAUGAUUUGCAAACAUUACCAAAAAUACAUGAGGAUGAAGGCUCUCACUGGAACAGUACUAGUGUAAAUAAUUACCAGCCCACAGUUCUUUUAAGUUUGUUCACAUUUUACACCCAAGUUUCAAAUCUAAAUGAAGUAUGUUAUGUAAAUAAAAUCUGUGGUAUUAUCUAUUUUUGUUAUCCUCAAUCAGAUUUCAGUUGUUUCUGAAGCAGCACGUUAUUUUAAUAAUACAAUAAAUAAUCCAGUGCAAGAUUACUGAUUUCAUCCCAGAAUGCGUGUAAUUGAUAGCCAGAAAUAAUUUUUGUAUGGAGAUUAUUUAUUGGAAGUUUGCCCCUCCAUAUUUCCAUUCAUUCCCACUGAAAGUAGAAAUAACCUGGGUUUCACAGAUGUGCCCACAGUUAAAUCUUUUUAUGGGACAACAGCCUUAGACCAUCUGAAGGAUAAUCUUUCAGUUAAAAUAUGUUUUUAAUCUGAACAAAAGGUAUGUUUAUAAGAACACCGAGCAGUAGUUACCUUUACGUCAUAUUUCUUAGCUCUAAUGUGCAUUUUUCUAAAUAGUUGUUGAGAAAAUUGUUGAUCAGCUAGAGAGUAGAAUUUUUCUUUGCUUCCUUCAUUAGCUCAUUUAAGUGAAUGUUGAAAAACCAAAACAAGUUAUUUUGACAGGAAAAUUGUGAUUUUUGUUUUCAGUUCUCUGCUUCUUAAUAGUAAUUUGAUGCCUUUACUGUGUUUGAAGAUAAUCUAGUCAGACUUUAAUAACUGAUUUACUUGAAACACCCUUGGUUGUUUAACGUGGUUCUUGAUGUAUGAAUCAGAGUUUUAGAGGUUAAGGGAAUAAACAGGUAUGGGGUUAGUGCAGGAAAGUGGCAGUGAAGUAAAAGAUUACCCACAAUCAUAUUGAAUGAUGGAGUUGGCAUAAGGGCCUAAUGGCAUUCUCCUGUUUCUAUUUAUGUCUCCAUGAAAUUUCAGAUUUAAUCAGUCUAUUUUUAAAUAUCUCUUUUGGUUUGCAUAAUAUCAAACCUCAGUAUAACUACCUGACAUGCUUUGUGCUUCUCUUACUUUGGUUUAAUUAAAAUUGAUUAAUUCAUGGGCCUUCCAUCAGUUAUUUAGCUAUUUGAGGGUAUGGUAAGCUGCAGUUUACAAAAUUGUUUUCCAUUUCCUAACAACUGAUAAUGGAAAAUCCAGGUUAAUAUUGGUCUUUAUCACACAAUGGUGCAAAAUUGGUGCCAAAGUGAAUCUUCUUUUGACUCCAACUCUUGAGGAUACUGUUGAUUAGAAACCUUUUGCACCACCUACUGCUAGAUUCAGGCUAACAUGCAACUGAUGUUAAUAGUCUGCCAUGUAUUUCUGUAACAUUCAAAGUUCACAUAUGCCAUAUUUUCAGCUAAGACCGAGCACAAAUUGGUAUUCCUCUUGGUAGCUACCUUGCCAAAAUUAGAAGUCUCUACUAGUAUAAGGAGAGACUCUCUUGAAAUAUCUUGAUAAUUCCUUUUAACUUAAAUGUUUUCUACCUGCCAGGAAUACAAAAUAAUAUUUAAAUAUUAUUUAGAUUAAAUUGCUUUAUAGAGAUCUCUCAUAAGAGACAACCAGUGCUCAGCAUAAUGUAAAUAUUUUUUUGUGUCCUUCAUUGAACUUCCAUUUGCUUAAUAUGUGCUCAGUGAAGUGUCAAAAAUAUGGUACACUAAUUGCACUCUUUUUUAAAUUGCACUGUAAAGCCACAUCAAAUUUAUUCCAUCUACAAACAUUCUAUUGAGAUGUCUCUACAAAUUUACAGUCUUGGAAGGGGAUUAAAUCAGUCACUUUAUUUAUAAUAUUUUCUAUCAAUUGCAUUAUUUGAUGUUAUGUCAGUGAUAACUCCAUUGAACAAGUAGUAAAUGAAACUCAAACAAUCUUCCUUCUUCAUCUUUUGUAUUAAGCCCACUUAAUAGGUAUUUACAACUAAACAACCUAAUCAAUUAUCUUUGUAAAGGAUACAAAUUUAAUUGGCUUAUAGCCCAUGACAGAUGAUCAUUUUCUGCAUAAUAAUAUUGCUUGGCUUGUUUUAAUUUACUACCAAACUGCAGUACGUUAAUAGUAAUGUUAGGUUACAUAUCUUUUGGGCUGCCUUGAUUCUUUGAGUGCUAGCAUCAUUACAUGCUGUAGAAAUAAAUUGAAGUUAUCAACAAGGGAAAUCAUGCAUAUCAUUACAGUAAAUCUUUCAAAAUAGUCAUUUUUUUUCCUUCAGAAAGCAUAAAACAAUAUAAUUAACUAAACUUGUCCAAAAUAUAUAUCCAUAAGGGAAAAUUGAAGUGGUUGUCUGACAGUUUAAGGCAUGAGGAAAACUUUCACCCAAAGAAUAAAGGCAGCUAUUUUCAUCAUUCAUAUUUUCUCGAAUGAAAUGUAAAUGUCACAUUUUAUCAGGUAUUUUGUCCUCAGCAAAAAAACAGAAAUUCAUUACAUAAUGCUUAAAUUUAUGAAACAGGCAUUUUUAGAACAUUCAGACAAUAGCUGUGAAAUUUUUUUUGCAAGGAUAGGCAACUGUAGUUGUUAACUGUCAGGAAGCAAUUGUCAGAUUGGGGCUAGUGAAAGGAGGAAUACACUUUUUUAAUGUUACCUGUGUCAAAAGAAAUGCUUUGAAAAGACGACAACCCUUGUGAUUAUCUCCUACAGCUUGUGCUUACUCCUGUUCAUAAGAAAAUUCCACAGUAAUAACCACAAGAGGCCAUUUUUUUUUACAAAGUGUUCAAUGCCAAUGAUAGAUUGCUACAUGAAUUUGUGUAAAGACAAUAUUUACUGGUAUUUUGUUAUGAAUUCCUGAUAAGAAAAUGCUUUUACCAAAAAAAACACCUAGAAGUUAGAUUAAUAUUGUUAAUAGUGUGGGUGGAAGAGGGAGAGGGUGGGAGUUCAACAUUAUGUAAAUAUUUGUUUUUCAUGAUGAUUCCUAUCUAUGCAGGCACAAUGUGCACAACUAUGCAGAUUGCAGAAUAAAUAAAAUUAAAUUACACUAUUC
This is a messenger RNA of Pristis pectinata (smalltooth sawfish), 4268 nucleotides long. RefSeq names its product tubulin polyglutamylase complex subunit 2 (gene tpgs2). Bases 192 to 1070 code for a protein of 292 amino acids. The transcript is spliced from 7 exons. Lineage: Eukaryota; Metazoa; Chordata; Chondrichthyes; Rhinopristiformes; Pristidae. The record is from RefSeq and is a predicted model, not a curated record. Gene Ontology annotation, biological process: protein polyglutamylation.